Trachemys scripta elegans is the source of this 1406-nucleotide messenger RNA. It is a transcript of the gene DNASE1L2, whose product is annotated as deoxyribonuclease 1 like 2. Lineage: Eukaryota; Metazoa; Chordata; Testudines; Emydidae. The transcript is spliced from 9 exons. Bases 1 to 888 code for a protein of 295 amino acids. The record is from RefSeq and is a predicted model, not a curated record. Gene Ontology annotation, biological process: DNA catabolic process. Gene Ontology annotation, molecular function: DNA nuclease activity. Gene Ontology annotation, cellular component: nucleus.
AUGCCUGGGAGCUGCUUACAGAAUGAUGUGUCCCUUCCUGCCUGCAGGAUGGGGGCCAUGAAGCCAGCACUGGCCUUGCUGUCCCUGGCCUACCUACUGCACACAGCCGCCACCCUGAAAAUCUGCGCUUUCAACAUCAAGAGCUUUGGAGACAGCAAGCUGUCUGACGAGACCACUGCGGGCAUCAUUGUGAAAAUCCUGUCACGGUACGACAUCGCCCUGGUGCAGGAGGUGCGGGACGCCGAUCUCAGUGCCGUGACCAGCCUCCUGGACCAGCUCAACAGUGCAUCAAAGCAUCAGUACAGCUAUGAGAUCAGCGAGCCCCUGGGUCGAGAGAACUACAUGGAGAUGUACCUUUUCAUCUACAGGACGCAGGUGGUGUCUGUAGUGGCCACGUACCAGUACCCAGACCCAAGCAACACCUUCAGUCGGGCGCCCUUCAUCGUGAAGUUCUCGUCCCCCAACUCGAAGGUGCAGGAGUUUGUGCUGGUGCCCCUGCAUACACCCCCCAGCGAGGCUGUGGCAGAGAUUGACGCCCUCUACGAUGUCUACUUAGAUGUCAUUGACAAGUGGGGGACUGACAAUAUCAUGUUCCUGGGAGACUUCAACGCCGACUGCUCCUACGUCAAGAAAGGGGACUGGGGGUCCAUCCGCCUGCGCACCAGCGAGGUGUUCGAGUGGCUCAUCCCUGACAGUGCAGACACCACCGUUGGGAAGUCAGACUGCGCCUACGACAGGAUUGUGGUGUGUGGCUCCAAGCUGAAGAAAAGCAUCAAGCCCAAGUCUGCUGCUGUCUAUAAUUUCCAACACACUUUCAAACUGGAGGAUGCCGAGGCCCUGGCUGUCAGCGACCAUUUCCCCGUGGAGGUGAUGCUGAAGGCUCACUGAAGCUCCAGGCUGCCUUCACCAGCACCUGCUCAGAAUCCUCUCCCGCUGCAGCAGUGGAGCCUGGCUGCCCAGCCCCACCAACUGUAACUAUCAGCCCAAAAGGACCCUCAGCACCAGCAUUUGCCAUCCCUUCAGGACAACUGCAUUGGCUGAACCAGCCCUCCUCGUGCAGUCAGGGUUUAAGUCAAUGCCACGUUAGCAAAAGAUGCCGGCGUGGCAGCCCUGAUGCCUGAUGUCCUUACCCACAGGACAGCCAGCACAAGCAGCUGGCAGGCCCAUCUGCCACCCAUCAUAGCCUGGCUCUGCAGCAGCCCAGUUGUAAGCAGGGUUCAAUCUACCAGGCCCAUUCAGCCCUCGGCAGCACCCUCCAUCUAUCAGACCUUCAGCUACUAUGAACCUGGGCUGGACUCCAACUGCAGCCUGAUUUCCAAGCAAUACUUGCCUGGAAGGAUGCACUUGGUCCCAGGGUUUCCUUAUCCAAAAUUACUGUAUGCGUAAACACUGUAACUUGUGGCCUC